Salmo salar (Atlantic salmon) is the source of this 2543-nucleotide messenger RNA. The record is from RefSeq and is a predicted model, not a curated record. NCBI's taxonomy places the organism in Eukaryota, Metazoa, Chordata, Actinopteri, Salmoniformes, Salmonidae.
GAUCACUUUCAUCAGGUCUGUUUCUUUUCUCCCGCAGAAUGUGAGAGAUGCGACCAACCGUCCACUCACUGAGUUCAUGGCUCCCUGUAUUGACUCCCUCCCACCACUGGCUUUCACCAAUCGGAGGCCUAUACCAACCAUGUUGCAUCCCCCCUCUCCAUUGGCCAUACGCGCUCAGGAUGCACAGCGGUUCAUUGUAUUUUCCUACUUUGUCCCUGCUGAGUGCCCAGUUGCCACAGAGGCCACUGGAGAUGUAUCUGCUGGGAAAAGAGAGGACUUAUCGACAGAUACACAUCUUUCCUCAAUGCUUCAUCGAUACCUGCCACACUUCUUUAACGAUGACUCCAUUCCACCACAGCAGACAGAGGGAACCACUGAGGUCUCAGUUGCUCCAGUGGCAAUAUCUAAUAUCAAGGAAGAGGACAGAUUCUAUCCUUUCUCCCUUCCACCACUGGCUCAGCGGUUCAUUGGCAAUUCAUUCAAUGUCCCGGAAACAUCCCAGCUUGCUGUUUCAGCCACGGAGUGCCGAGUUGCCAAUGUGGCCACUGCAGGUACAGCCACUGUCAAGAGAGAGAACCGAUGGGAAGCUAGAAUUCUUCCUUCAGUCCAGACACCAUGCCUGCCACCAGUCUUUGACGAUGACUUCAUGCCUCCAGAGCACACAGUAGAGGAUGCCUAUGAGGUCUCAUUUGUUACAGAGGCCACUUCAGGCACAGCUACUGUUGAUGGAGUAGACAGAUCAGCAGCUAAAUGCCCUGUCCCAAUGCUGCCUCCAAGUCUGCCAGGUGUCUUUGACAUUGACAACAAACUGUCAGGGGCAGCAGCAGAGGGAACCAACAAGUGUCCAGUUGCCAGUGAAACAACCUAUGAUGUGUCCACUCACCUCAAAGAGGACAUGGCAGCUGAUCAAAGCCCUCCUGACCCUGCAGCACUGCCUCCAAGCUCACCAUGUAUCUGUGACUCUGACCACAAACUGACCAAGGAGGAAAAAGAGGAUGCCACAGAGUCCUCCCUUGCCACAGAGAUCACUGCAGGCAAUUCCAUUGUCCAGGGAGAGGACCUGGAUAAAAUCCCUGCUCCAAGGCUGCCUCCAAGCUUGUCACACAUUUUGGACAAUGACCAUAAGCAGCCAGAGGAGACGAUAGAGGGCGCCACUGAGUGCUCAGUCGCCGCAGAGGCAUCAGUUGCUAAUAGAGAGGAUCCAUCGGCAGCUAACCCUCUUCACACAGUGCUGCCUUCAAGUCUGCAACUUGUCUUUGACAAUGACUACAAAUGGCCAGCGGAGGCAGUAGAGGGCGCCAGCAAGUGUCCAGUUGCCAGUGAAUCAGCCGCUUCUGUGUCUACUGUCCUCCAAGAGGAGUUUUUGACUCAUAAAAGUCCUCCUGCUCCCGCAGCACUGCCUCUAAGGCUCCACUGCACCCACAACAAUGACCACAAACAGCCAGAGGAGACUGUUAAGAACACCACAGAGUGCUCAGUUGACAUAGAGGCAUGUGCAGUUGCAUCCACUGUCAAGAGAGAGGAACUGACAGGUGAUAAAAGUCCUGUCCAUGCACUUCCUCCAAGCCUGGAAUGCAUCCAUGACAAGGACCACAAGCAGCCAGAUCAGAAAGGGAGGGGCACUACUGUGGAGUUGGAUAUCUGCCCUCACGCUCACCAGCUGGUCUCAGAUGCUAACUUAACUCUGGCAACCCGCAAUGAUGAGCUGCCCACCCCUCUGAUCUGCGUGGUCACUAAGACGCCUGUUAGAGUGGGAGCCUCCAUAUGCAGGUCAGAGGAUGAGGAACCCAGGCCCUGGACCCUGGAAGAGGCAAAGGAUUAUUGCAUUGGCAUUGAAAUUGAGAGUGAAGAGAGGAGCGUCAAGGAGAUGAGCCCGAAGGAGGGAUUGAAGCAUGAGGCAGACUGUGCCCAUUCCAAGUGCUCCAAUGGGAUGGUUUCAUCAGAUAGAGCAGUGACCAUCCUGGGAAGAGUGGGCUUUCUGGUCAUGAACCCCAUGAAGAAAAUCCCGUUUUUGAAGAUGAAGGAAAAAGAGGAAAAUAAGAAACUGAAUAAGAAGUUGAAAGAUGAUGAGAAAGAGAGAAAGGAGAUGAAAGACAAGGAGGAGGAGCAAAAAAAGAGGGAGAAGAAAGAGAUGAAUGAGAGAGAGAAAGAGCAGAAGAAAGUCAUGAAGGCUGAGAAAAAGAGGGAGAAGUUAGAACAGAAAAAGAGUGAGAAGGAAAGCAAAGAGAAGGAAAAGGCAGAGAAAAAGAGGUUAGAGGGGCUGAUGAAGAUACAUAAUGCCAUGAUGAAAGACAGAAUUAAGAAAGAGAAGAAGUGUUAUGAGGAGCUGAAAAAGAGAGAGAAAGCUCAAGCUGAGUUCCUGGAGAUGGAGCGAAAGAUUCAAGUAAAAGAGGAGAAGAAGAGAGAAAAGAUGAGGAAAGAGGAGAGGAAGAGACUGGAGAAGAAGAAAAAGAGGGAGCCAGCUGGAGGUGGAACUGAGAGGGUGAUAGAAGUGCAGGGAAGGGAUGAAAGCUUGAAGAUGGAUGAGUAGACUGGGUAAUAGA